GACCAACUGAGUAAUUUCUCAAGCCCCUGGGGGUCUGGCUCGACGCAUGUCGGUGUGAAGUGUGUUGGUCAUGUCUCUCGGCGUCGGGUCUCACCGAUCUCGACGCGCGUUCGUCGCGUUGAGCGCAUCCCCAAGGAAUAACACCGUCAUUUCGACAAUUCCGAGGUGCGCGAGAGUCAUUCACCGAGGACGCUCACGAAACAAGUUUCCUUUCUUGUUUUUUACGGAGAAGACGGUUCAUAUAAGAAACAGUGCAACGUUAUUCGCAUAACUGCAAAAAGAAGCGCUUCAGUGUCAUCUAACAGAAAUGCAGGAACAGGUUUUUCCACAUUGCACUCUGAAAAGUGUCUCACAUGAUAUCAUGAUAUCAAUAUACAAGGGAACUCUGGAUGGAUGAGUAAAGACUUUGUAUCGAUGGAUGCAGGAUGAUAUGCUACCACGAUAUAAUUCUGUCAGUAUAACUGAACUGAACCUGAACGACUUCAGUGACACCGGAAUGCAAUGGAAUAUGAACUGGAAAUAUGUAUUUUGGUGUGAAAAAUGCCCUUUCUUGUGGUGUGACUCAAACACGUCUAGUUCUCAUGAUGCAGUGAGAUAUUAGAUGGCAGGGAUGGCUUUGAACUCGACGACGGUCAUUGACAGCGGCUUGGUGGAAACUGACCGCUCCACGCGGGUUCUGACCGGUUGCUUUCUGUCCGUUCUAAUCCUCUCCACUUUGCUCGGGAACACACUGGUUUGUGCAGCUGUCACAAAGUUUCGCCACCUGCGCUCUAAAGUCACCAACUUUUUUGUCAUCUCGCUGGCCGUGUCAGAUCUGCUGGUGGCUGUUCUGGUCAUGCCCUGGAAGGCUGUGACAGAGGUUGCCGGCUUCUGGCCCUUUGGUGCGUUUUGUGACAUUUGGGUGGCUUUCGAUAUCAUGUGCUCCACGGCGUCUAUCCUGAACCUGUGUGUUAUUAGCGUGGACCGAUACUGGGCCAUUUCCAGCCCGUUCCGCUAUGAGAGGAAGAUGACUCCUAGAGUGGCCUUUGUGAUGAUCAGCGGGGCUUGGACUCUAUCCGUGCUCAUCUCCUUCAUCCCGGUGCAGCUCAAAUGGCACAAGGCUCAGCCGAUAGGCUUUCUGGAGGUCAAUGCAUCUCGCAGGGAUCUGCCGACGGACAACUGCGACUCCAGCCUCAACCGAACGUACGCCAUUUCGUCCUCCCUCAUCAGCUUCUACAUUCCCGUCGCCAUCAUGAUCGUAACAUACACUCAGAUUUACCGGAUCGCCCAGAAGCAGAUCCGACGGAUCUCGGCUCUGGAAAGGGCCGCGGAGAGCGCCCAGAUCCGCCAUGACAGCAUGGGCAGCAGCUCCAACAUGGACUCGGAGAGCUCCUUCAAACUGUCCUUCAAAAGAGAGACGAAAGUCUUAAAAACGCUGUCUGUUAUAAUGGGGGUUUUCGUUUGCUGCUGGUUGCCCUUCUUCGUUCUGAACUGCAUGGUGCCGUUUUGUAAGCGCACGUCGACCAGUCUCCCCUGCAUCAGUCCAACAACGUUUGAUGUUUUUGUCUGGUUCGGAUGGGCCAAUUCGUCUCUCAACCCCAUCAUAUACGCUUUCAACGCCGACUUUCGCCGAGCUUUUGCCAUCCUUUUAGGAUGCCAGAGACUCUGUCCGGGAAGCAUUAGCAUGGAGACACCUAGCUUGAAUAAGAACUAAAAAGCAAUGUCACACCAAUCCUUUGCCAAGGAAGGCUGGAGGGAAAAGGGUUUGGGAUUAAGACUUCGGGAAGAAAGCCCUCCUGCUGUGCUGGAGAGCAGGGGAAGCGGCUGCGACGUCCCUUAAGCAAAGCUAAUCGCUAUACUUCCCCAAAGAAUGACAGAAGGGAGGUCUGUGCGUUCCCAGUGUCUUUAACAGAUUAUUGAAUCCACAAGUGACUUGCAGUGUUUUAUCAGAGGAAAUAUAGAUGUUUAUAGAUUGUUUAUUCUAAUGAAGCUGUACUUUAAUAAUGUUGAAGUGCUGGGCACAACUGCAAUACAGUGGAACAAACGAUGUGUAUUUAGUCACUGCAAAUGAAUGGUGAAUAUUUUCCUCAUUCCAUAAAUAUCACUUAAUAAUAAAAUUCAUUGUAAUCUGAAUCUAAUACAUCACUGCUUGAUACAUAUCUAGCUCAUCCUCUCCACUCUCAUUACAUUUCAUUUACGUCUUUCCUUAUUCACGAGACUUCACUUUUUUUUUUUCCAAAACAAGAGGGCAGAUGGUCAAUCAUGAGAUGGCUGUCCCAUUAAUGAACAUGUAUAUUGUUCUGUGGUACUUGUUCUCUUCAAAGCCUCUGAUUCAUUAUUAAACUGUGAAAGCUAAACACCACGACUAGCAGAACAGAUGGCUGUGAAAUCAAAAUGCAGAUGUGGCAAAGCAUUAAUUUACGGUCAUCAAGUAAUAGAUACGUUAUUGUUGAGAUUGUAAUUAUGUUCUGAAAGCGUAUGGGAUUAUCGGUCCUGGUACAAAAUAACACUGGAUGUGAUGCAAUGUGUCAUGUGAUAAUGUGGAAAAUGAAACAUUGAGAACCUCUGCGGCGAACUGAAUGUAAUUAAUUGUGAUCAGUCUAAUUAUUUGGUCAGUUUUAUGUGCUUUCGCAACACAUUAUUUGGUGCUGUUACUUGUUUUUCAAAGUACUGCAUUUAUUGUAGUGUUUAGAGAGAGACACUGAUUCAGCGAUAUAGCAUUACAAUGUUGAAGUAGAAUUAAGUGAUGUUUAACUUAUUUGCCAACUGAUGACAAAGUACAUAUGU
This is a messenger RNA of Carassius gibelio (silver crucian carp), 2766 nucleotides long. Its product is annotated as D(1) dopamine receptor-like. Gene Ontology annotation, biological process: adenylate cyclase-activating adrenergic receptor signaling pathway. Gene Ontology annotation, molecular function: G protein-coupled receptor activity. The record is from RefSeq and is a predicted model, not a curated record. The transcript is spliced from 2 exons. Gene Ontology annotation, cellular component: membrane. Lineage: Eukaryota; Metazoa; Chordata; Actinopteri; Cypriniformes; Cyprinidae. The coding region runs from base 602 to 1693 and encodes 363 amino acids.